Messenger RNA from Solea solea (common sole), 1098 nucleotides. RefSeq names its product transcription elongation factor A (SII) N-terminal and central domain containing 2 (gene tceanc2). Gene Ontology annotation, biological process: DNA-templated transcription. The transcript is spliced from 4 exons. Gene Ontology annotation, cellular component: nucleus. Lineage: Eukaryota; Metazoa; Chordata; Actinopteri; Pleuronectiformes; Soleidae. The coding region runs from base 275 to 898 and encodes 207 amino acids. The record is from RefSeq and is a predicted model, not a curated record.
UGCACCAUUGGGCGCUACUGUUUACCUAGCCUCUCGGUUGCUACUAGCUCCACCAAAGAUACGAAUUUAGCAUUUCCCUCUACAAAAGUAACUUUUUAUUGGAGGUUUACGGGGAAAUGUGUUUGUAAAUUCUUGCGAUAUCGUAUUUAUAUUUUGAAUUUGAUAUGACAGAAUGAUAUGUAAGGUUUUAAACCUGGUAACUGCUAACAGUGGUUAGCAUUGUCACCUAAUCUGAAUUGCUAGUACCGAGCAGCUCCCCCUUUUGUGGCUGAAGAUGGACAAGUUUGUGGUCCGGGUUCCGAAGCUGAAAACUCAUCCAACACCGAAAAGCAAAGAAAGGGUUCUCAAACAAACUACAAUUGAGUCUUUGCGGAGGGUGGUCGUGAUUGAGGACAUCAUGCGCUACAAGUCCAUGCUGGAGCUGCCAGAGCAGAGCAAGGACAACAUGCUGAUGGCCCUGUCAGAGCUGAGCAAGAAGAUCCCAUCCAGGGAGGUGCUCAAGUCCACAAAGAUAGGUCACACUGUUAACAAAAUGCGAAAGCAUCUGGACCCGGAGGUGAGUUCAAUGGCUGCAAAGGUGUACACUGACUGGAGGACGUUCAUCGAGGAGAAUUCCAAUAAGCCGUCUAUUGAAGUGCGCUCCGACAGACAAUCUGAGGGACUCAGGAGCAACGCUAGAAGACUAAUGUCUGAGGUCCUGGAGGUCAAGGAGGAUUCAGGUCUCAUAGAUGUCAUUGAGAGAGAGGUGUUUCACCAGAGCUCCCGGUUAGUCAGCGGUUCAUACAGACGGACUGUUCGAGCGCUGGUGUUUGCCUUCAAACACAACCCUGACAUCAGAAGUCAAGUGAGAGACAACACGAUGUCAGUCAACCAGCUGGUUUCUAAAUACAAGAAAUAGCUGAAGAUUGUUGUUUCAUGUUUACACUUUUAGGUGUUUUUAAUUGUAUUUUCUGUAAAGGAGAUACAAAAUAUGUCAUGGCACAUCAGCAGCCUUGCACUGGUGUUUAAACUGCGCUGUCAUCAUGUCUUUUUAUUGAUAGACAGUUUGCUUUUAAACAUUUUUUUAUACAAAAUAAAAUUUCAAAUAUGACAACAUGA